Prorocentrum cordatum is the source of this 1140-nucleotide messenger RNA. Lineage: Eukaryota; Dinophyceae; Prorocentrales; Prorocentraceae. The record is from the annotation of a GenBank genome assembly.
AUGGCCGCCCAUGGCCGGGCGUCCUGCCAGCUGCUCCGCCACGGCCGCCGCUGGUGCGCCGCAGCGCAGCCGCCCCGCCCAACGAUCGAGUGGCCGAGGCCGGGGCGCGUCGGGAUCGUCGGCAUCGGGCAGCUGGGGCAGGCCGUGGCUGGCAACCUGAUCCGUGCCGGCUUGAGCCCGGUCCUCCACGACAUCAAGGGCCCCUCGGUGGCCGGGGGUAUGCUGGAGCAGGGGGCCGAGUGGGCCUCCACGCCGCGCGCCCUGGCCGAGAGGUGCGACGUGGUGAUGACGGGACUGCCCCGGCCCGAGCACGUCUCAGCCGCCAUGGGCAUUGGCAAGGACGGCGGGGUGGGCGACAGCGGCAUUCUGGCAGGGCUGCAGCCCGGCGCGGUGUGGAUCGAGCACUCCACCACGGACUUCGAGAACACCAUGAGGAUCAGGUCCGAGGUCGAGAAGCGGGGGGCGUCUGCGGUGGCGGCGCCGGUGACGGGCGGGAUGCAGAUCCUCAAGGUCGGUAAGAUGGUGGCGCUCGUGGGCGCGGACGAGGCCACCUUCGAGCGAGUGAGGCCGCUCAUCUCGCUGUCGGCGCCGCGCAUUGUGCGCUGUGGGGAGUUCGGGCACGAGACGGUCGUGAAAAUUCUCACGAACAUGUUGUGCGCGGUGCAGGAUUGUGCCAUGGGCGAGGCCAUGAUGAUCGCCAAGAAGAGCGGCGUCGAUAUGAAGCUGCUCUUCGACGCCAUGCGCAUCUCCUCGGGCAACUCGUUCUGCUGGGAGACGGAAUUUGCGCGCGUUGCAGACGGCACCUACACGCCAGACUUCACGGCAGAGAUGAUGGCAAAGGACGUAGAGUUGGGCCAGGGAUUGGCAAGGCGGCACGGGGUGCCGAUGCUCAUGCACGGGCAGGUGGCCCAGAUAUACGAGAUGUGCAUGGCGCGCUACGGCAAAGACUCUGGGUCCACUAUCCCAGUGAAGCUGAUCGAGGACCUGUGCGGCACACCCUUGGCCGACGAGAAGCUCAAGGCCGCCUUCAAGGAUUGGACGUACACGACCGAGAUCGUCGACGGCAGUUACACGAUAGUCCACAAGAACAUCGACAACCCAUACUCUUCGAUCAGUCUGCAGAGCACGGAGAGAAAGUGA